AUGGAGUCUCAAAUGAAGGAGGGAAUAGAGGGGUUUUAUUUGGGGUUUGGGUUUCGACUGGUGGUGGAGAUGGAGUCUCUAAUGAAGAAGGGAAUAGAGGGGUUUUAUUUGGGGUUUGGGUUUCUACUGGUGGUGGAGAUGGAGUCUAAUGAAGGAGGGAAUAGAGGGGUUUUAUUUGGGGUUUGGGUUUCUACUGGUGGUGGAGAUGGAGUCUCUAAUGAAGGAGGGAAUAGAGGGGUUUUAUUUGGGGUUUGGGUUUCUACUGGUGGUGGAGAUGGAGUCUCUAAUGAAGGAGGGAAUAGAGGGGUUUUAUUUGGGGUUUGGGUUUCUACUGGUGGUGGAGAUGGAGUCCCAAAUGAAGGAGGGAAAAGAGAAGUUGUAUUUGGGGUUUGGGUUUCUACUGGUGGUGGAGAUGGAGUCUCAAAUGAAGGAGGGAAAAGAGGGGUUUUAUUUGGGGUUUGGGUUUCUACUGGUGGUGGAGAUGAAGUCUCAAAUGAAGGAGGGAAAAGAGGGGUUUUAUUUGGGGUUUGGGUUUCUACUGGUGGUGGAGAUGGAGUCUCUAAUGAAGGAGGGAAUAGAGGGGUUUUAUUUGGGGUUUGGGUUUCUACUGGUGGUGGAGAUGGAGUCCCCAAUGAAGGGGGGAAAAGAGAAGUUGUAUUUGGGGUUUGGGUUUCUACUGGUGGUGGAGAUGGAGUCUCAAAUGAAGGAGGGAAAAGAGGGGUUUUAUUUGGGGUUUGGGUUUCUACUGGUGGUGGAGAUGGAGUCUCAAAUGAAGGAGGGAAAAGAGGGGUUUUAUUUGGGGUUUGGGUUUCUACUGGUGGUAGAGAUGAAGUCUCAAAUGAAGGAGGGAAUAGAGGGUUUUGGGGUUUAUUUGGGGUUUGGGUUUUCUACUGGUGGUAG
Macrobrachium nipponense is the source of this 900-nucleotide messenger RNA. Its product is annotated as keratin, type I cytoskeletal 9-like. Lineage: Eukaryota; Metazoa; Arthropoda; Malacostraca; Decapoda; Palaemonidae. The transcript has a single exon. The record is from RefSeq and is a predicted model, not a curated record. The coding region runs from base 1 to 900 and encodes 299 amino acids.